Arxiozyma heterogenica is the source of this 945-nucleotide messenger RNA. RefSeq names its product Ras family GTPase RAS1 (gene RAS1). The coding region runs from base 1 to 945 and encodes 314 amino acids. Gene Ontology annotation, cellular component: plasma membrane. NCBI's taxonomy places the organism in Eukaryota, Fungi, Ascomycota, Saccharomycetes, Saccharomycetales, Saccharomycetaceae. Gene Ontology annotation, biological process: Ras protein signal transduction. The record is from RefSeq and is a predicted model, not a curated record. The transcript has a single exon. Gene Ontology annotation, molecular function: GDP binding; GTPase activity; GTP binding.
AUGCCAGAUAAAUCAGGUAUCAAGGAAUUGAAGCUCGUCGUUGUCGGUGGUGGUGGUGUAGGUAAAUCUGCACUAACUAUCCAAUUAAUCCAUUCCCACUUCGUGGAUGAAUAUGAUCCCACAAUCGAGGACUCCUAUAGAAAACAAGUCGUUAUUGAUAACGAAGUACAAGUGCUAGACAUUUUGGAUACUGCAGGGCAGGAAGAAUAUUCUGCGAUGAGAGAACAAUACAUGCGUACUGGUGAAGGUUUCUUACUUGUCUAUUCCAUCACUUCACAGACAAGUUUUGAAGAACUAAUGACAUACUACCAACAAAUCCAAAGAGUCAAAGACAGUGACUACGUUCCUAUCGUUAUCGUUGGUAAUAAAUCAGAUUUGGAGGAUGAGAGACAAGUGUCUUAUGAGGAUGGGAUGAAGCUUGCAAAACAGUUGAAUUCCCCAUUUAUGGAAACUUCUGCAAAACAGAAUAUUAACGUUGAAGAAGCCUUUUAUACCCUGUCUAGAAUCGUCAGAGAUAAUGGUGGAAAAUAUAAUCCACAUAAUAAUACUGAAAACAUCAUGCAAAAGAUUAAUACAAAUCUAACUUUUGACUCCAUGAAUAAUCAAAAUAUCGCAAAUACAAAUAUAAACAACAAUGACAUGAACAAUACAAAUAUGUAUAACAACAACAAUAGUAACAAUGACAAUAUUAAUGAUAGCAUAAAUCAUUCUUUAAAUGAACCACAAGGUGAAGGGGAUACUGAACCGAUAGCGACCACAGUGACAAAUGGCCAAUCAAUAUCAAAAAAUAAUCAAGAUAAUGUACAAAAUCCAGAUUCAAAACAGUCACAUCACGUUAAACAGUCCAAUAAUAAAAGAACUACAUCGCCAUCAAAUCAAAAUACUGCCAACACUGACGCAAGUAAAUCCAAAUCCAGUGGUGGUGGAUGUUGUAUAGUUAUGUAA